GCUGGGCCGUGGCACGGCUGGAGGGCCGCGAGUUUGAAUACCUGAUGAAGAAGCGCUCGGUGACCAUCGGGCGCAACUCGUCGCAGGGCUCGGUGGACGUGAGCAUGGGCCACUCGAGCUUCAUCUCCCGGCGCCACCUCGAGAUCUUCACGCCCCCGGGCGGCGGCGGCGGCCAUGGCGGGGCCGCCCCGGAGCCGCCGCCCGCGCAGCCCAGGCCUGACGCUGGCGGUGACUUCUACCUGCGCUGCCUCGGCAAGAACGGCGUGUUCGUGGACGGCGUGUUCCAGAGGCGCGGGGCGCCGCCGCUGCAGCUGCCGCGCGUGUGCACGUUUAGGUUCCCGAGCACAAACAUCAAGAUAACGUUCACUGCCCUGUCCAGUGAGAAGAGGGAAAAACAAGAGGCGCCUGAGUCCCCGGUGAAGGCUGUGCAGCCACACAUCUCACCCCUGACCAUCAACAUUCCAGACACCAUGGCCCACCUCAUCAGCCCCCUCCCAUCCCCCACAGGAACCAUCAGUGCUGCAAACUCCUGCCCAUCCAGCCCCCGGGGAGCAGGGUCUUCAGGGUACAAGAUGGGCCGAGUGAUACCAUCUGACCUCAGUUUAAUGACUGACAGCUCACAGCCAGAAAAUGAAAAGGAAGCUUCAGGUGGAGACAGCCCAAAGGAUGAUUCAAAGCCACCUUAUUCCUAUGCACAAUUAAUAGUACAAGCAAUUACAAUGGCUCCUGACAAACAGCUCACCCUAAAUGGAAUCUAUACGCACAUCACUAAAAAUUAUCCAUACUACAGGACUGCAGACAAGGGCUGGCAGAAUUCAAUUCGCCACAAUCUCUCUCUGAAUCGUUAUUUCAUCAAAGUACCGCGUUCCCAGGAAGAACCAGGCAAAGGCUCAUUCUGGAGGAUAGAUCCUGCCUCUGAAAGCAAAUUAAUAGAGCAGGCUUUUAGGAAAAGACGGCCUAGGGGCGUGCCUUGCUUUAGAACCCCUCUGGGACCGCUGUCUUCUAGGAGUGCCCCAGCUUCUCCCAAUCAUGCCGGAGUGCUAUCUGCUCACUCCAGUGGUGCCCAGACCCCUGAGAGUCUCUCAAGGGAAGGUUCGCCGGCCCCUCUGGAGCCUGAGCCUGGCGCCUCACAGCCCAAACUUGCCGUCAUCCAGGAAGCCCGGUUUGCCCAGAGCGCACCAGGGUCACCUCUGUCCAGUCAACCAGUCUUAAUCACCGUCCAGCGGCAGCUACCACAGGCCAUCAAGCCUGUCACCUACACUGUGGCCACCCCGGUGACCACCUCCACCUCCCAGCCACCCGUUGUGCAGACGGUUCACGUCGUCCAUCAGAUACCAGCGGUGUCAGUCACCAGUGUGGCUGGACUAGCUCCAGCGAACACGUAUACUGUCUCUGGACAAGCUGUGGUUGCUCCGGCAGCCAUGCUGGCCCCUCCUAAGGCAGAGCCACAGGAGAACGGAGAUCACAGGGAAGUCAAAGUGAAAGUAGAACCUAUUCCUGCCAUCAGCCACGCCACUCUGGGUGCUGCCGGCCGGAUCAUUCAGACACCUCAGACCACCCCUGUCCAGACGGUCACCAUAGUACAACAGGCACCUCUAGGUCAACACCAGCUACCAAUAAAAACUGUAACGCAAAACGGGACUCACGUGGUGCCAGUCCCCACUGCAGUCCACGGCCAGGUGAACAAUGCAGCGGCGAGUCCUUUACACAUGUUGGCAACCCACGCGUCCGCAUCGGCCUCCCUGCCCACAAAGCGCCAGAAUGGUGACCAGCCGGAGCAGCCAGAGCUGAAGCGGAUCAAGACGGAAGACGGCGAGAGCAUCGUCAUUGCCCUGAGUGUAGACACGCCACCGGCAGCUGUGAGAGAAAAGGGUGUCCAAAACUAGCGACUGGGAGAGUUUUCUUACUUUAAAAAUAUCAACUUUGUGGUGCCAAAAGGAGACAUCGCCUCCCACCGAUGCUUGGUGGGUGCAGGGCCCUGCGGUUGGACUUCACCUCUCAGCACUGAAAACACAAAACCCAGGUGGCCUUAAAACUCCUUACUUCCUUAAAGACACAAGUCACACUUGAACAAAACCACACACAACAAAACCUGAUUCCGUAGACCAUGUCUCCCCGCCGAGAACUCGCCGGGCUGCCUUUGGGCUCAGCUUUUAACUACGAGUAAAACUCACAGUCCUUCUGCAAGGACUGAGCACCUCAUGUGAGAAGGGUGCGAUCAGCGCCUGGUGCAAGCAAGCGCAUCUCCCAGGACUGGGCCCUCCUCAAGAGGAUGCGGCAGGGGCCACCCCGCUCUCGCAGGACCCACCAGCUGGCGCUGGGAGGCAGGACAGUGUUUUGUUGUUCACAUGUGGAAUUAGAAUAUUUCGAGGUGUACUUUCUCUACAAAAUAAUGGGGUCUUUGACAUUUCACAUCACUCCAUUUCUACUCUGGAAAUUUUGGAAUCACACAGGACCUUUCAUGUGGAUUUCAUUUGGGGAAGAGAAACAGCGUAGUUUUGUUUGUUUUGUUGUUUGUUUUCGGCCUAUGGAAUGAUUUACUUUUGUCUGUCUUGUUAAAGUUCAGAUGGAGCUACUUUAUGACAUCUGCAAAUUUUCCAUGUUAGAGCAGUUGCCUGAUGAAUUUAAUCCACCUCCAUUUCAGUGCGUGGGACGGAUGGAUGGACACUGCGGCACGUGUAACCAUGAGAACCCAGGGACGAGCCCAUGUCGGGAACUGCCGGGACUCAAUCCGAGCUGCACUUAACUGUUUUCUUUCUUGCUAUUUUUCGUUGUUUGUUUCUUUGUGUUGAUUUUGUCCCUGGCAAAAUUUUCCACUCUAAGUAAAACAAGUCUCCUAAGUAUUGUGUAUGUUUAAAAUGACAGAACCAUUACUACUUCAUUUGGAAAAAAAGAUUUAAUCUUUUAUCACAUGCCCUUUUCAAACAAAGUGCAGAUCUCUCCGUGGUGUGUUCACUGUUUUAGGUGUCGUCCCUGGCCCUAGGCAUCAUCAAACCAGCUGUCUCCUCAGUUACGUUGCCAUGUUCCCACUCAUGGUGAGAGCAGCUGUGCCGUGGCAGAGCAGGCACUGCCUGUCACACGAGGGUCUGAGCCAGCAUCCUGUGGUGAAACGCUGGAAUAAUCUAGGUCAUUUCUGAUUUGCAGUAGGACACGUCCCUGACCUUUCAGAACUGAAUACAGUCCUAAGCCUGACUUCUCUCCUGUAAAACAUGAAAGUGAGAGGAAAGGUGAGAGAAUGAUGCGGGAGGCCCCUCAGCCUCAGCCCAGACUCAGGAAGCAAACCACUCGCUGAAUGUUCUGGGGUUAGGGCCGAGCAGCAGUGCACAUAGAAAUAGGGCUUUAGCCUUAUUGUGAAUUUUUUAAUAUCAUCAUAACAUUAUUUAUUUAAAUGUAGUUAUUUUGGUAUUUAAUUUUUUUUUUAAGAGAGGAAAACUAUUUUCCUGGUGGAAUGAAAUGGCUCAGAAUGGUAUAUUUAGGCAAUUUUAAGACAUUUAUUUACAUAAAGACCAAAUAUAAAUCUGUUCUAAGUAUUGUGUGGCAGUCUACAGUUUGGCACUGUCACAGUGUCAUUGCAGAUAAUGCAUACAAAAAAAUAUGAAAUCACUGCACACUAGCUGGAUUAUAACUCAGCCAUUUAAAAAAUAAAAAGGAAACCAUCAUGUGAAUGAGACCAUGUGUGUGACAGCAAACUAAAGCAUACUGAAUGGAUCAAAGCACCUCAGUGCAGCAAUCUGCAUCUUCCAAGCACUUUACAAAUCCUUGGAAUGUAUAUUUUUGUCUUCUUAUUCAGAAGGUUUGCAAUUGCAGAGUGAUUGGGAUCGUACUGUGUCCUGUGUGUGGGGUCAGGUCACUUCACAGAAGUGGGUCCAGAUCUGUAGGUCACAGCUAACACAGUCCUGACCAGAGACCAGGCCUUAGUUGAUGAAACAGGCAGGUCCAUCCAGGUGAGGAGAUUGCAAAUGAACUGUACGUCCUUCUGGAAACGUUCUUAUGCAGCUGUGUACAUCACCAUCCAGAAAAACGCUGUAAUAGAUUUUCCCUACAUAUAAGCUCAGUCCGUGAACUGGUUACUUGUGAUCCUAAAACACAGACUUUAUAGAGUCUAGAGGGAUUUUCCUGUUGGGAUCAUGGGAAAUAGAAAUGCCCAAAUCUCCAGUGUGAAAGAAGGGAGAUGUGUUUUUGUUUUUUUGUUUUUCCUGCUGCUGAAAAGCAGCAUUCUCCAUCUUGAGCCCAGACUAAAGUGUGCCUUUCCCAGAGGUGAGGCAUGUGCGCUCCUUUCUCCCCUCGUUAUCUUAUUCACUUUGCUUCUUCAUUGGUACAUAGGAAUUUAGAACAUCAAGGAGAAGACAGAAACAAAACCAUGGAUUAGCAAACUACCAUAAACCAGUUGUUUUUUUUUUAACCAGUCUUUAACGCACUGUUCUUAAAAUUUGAAUUUAGCCCUCGACAUACCAGGGGUCACUGAGCUGCUGUUACCAUGGCUCCUGGGGCUCACCAGGCCAUCAGGACAUGUCUCUCUCAUUCAUAAAUACGUUGCAGUGAACUCCCAGCUCUCCACUGUGGUUCCUUGGUGUCUUAUUUUCAAGAAAUCUUGACCUUUGCCAAACUUCUGAGCUCCUCAGGGACUAGAAACUUAAUUUCAGUAACUUUGCCCUGAACCAAACAAGAAUACAAAAGGGAAACUCACAUAUGAUCCAAAUUAUGUAGUGCAUUCCAAAGUGUAUGUGGCAUGAUUUUUGGAUUGCUCUUCCUCUCACUUCAGUAUAGUAUGCUCGUGGACAGUUGAUCUCCUUCAGUAUUCUACCCACUUCCGUCAUUGUCCUCUGCUAGAAUAACAGAGUAGUUGGUAGUCAUGGCCAGAAGGGGGGGUGGGGGGCAGUGUCAGGACUUGGGAUUUCUGUGCUAUGUGACAUAAGGAGAUAAGUGACAAUCUUGAAGUCCUAACUUCCACUAUUCUAGAAAGUAUAGUGGUAAUUUGUGUGCAAAGAUUUUAAAUUUUAAAAAGUACCAAGUUCCUGAAAUUCAAUAAAAUAUUUUUAUUAAUUUUAA
Carlito syrichta (Philippine tarsier) is the source of this 5049-nucleotide messenger RNA. It is a transcript of the gene FOXK2, whose product is annotated as forkhead box K2. Gene Ontology annotation, molecular function: DNA-binding transcription factor activity, RNA polymerase II-specific; RNA polymerase II cis-regulatory region sequence-specific DNA binding; protein binding. Bases 45 to 1886 code for a protein of 613 amino acids. The record is from RefSeq and is a predicted model, not a curated record. The transcript has 9 exons. NCBI's taxonomy places the organism in Eukaryota, Metazoa, Chordata, Mammalia, Primates, Tarsiidae. Gene Ontology annotation, biological process: regulation of transcription by RNA polymerase II.